GGGGGAGUGAUUGGUUUGACUCACAUUGACCAGCACCUAUAAAUACAGGGCAGACGCUGGGACAGACAGAUUGAGUUGCCAAGCUCCAGGAUUUAAGAGCUCUACAUCAAGAUCUACAGCAGGGCUCAGGUGUGCUCGGCCUUAGAUUGCAGAGAUGUGUUCCCUCCCCAUGGCCCGGUACUUUGUAAUCAAGGAUGCUGAACAGAAGCCUUUAUGCUUGAAGAAUGACCAAUUUCUAGUGGGAGAUGCAAGCUCAGAACUCUGUGGUGCAGAGAGGGUCUGUGUGCUUCCCAACAGAUUUCUUGAUCGAAACAAGUUCCCCAUCAUUAUGGGAAUUCAGAAUGGAACUCGAUGUUUAGCAUGUGUGGAAUCAGGAGAGGGGCCCCUGCUACAACUGGAGGAUGUGAACAUCGAGGAUCUAUAUAAAGGUGGAGAGGAAACAACCCGUUUCACAUUCUUCAGGAGCAGCUCAGGCCCUACCUUCAGGCUAGAGGCAGCCGCCUGGCCGGGUUGGUUCCUUGGGGCUCCAACAGAACCCCAAGAACCAGUCAGACUCAUCAAAGAGGAUGAGCCUUCUCCCAGAACAGAGUUCUAUUUUGAACAGAGUCGAUAGGAGUGGGAAAGCUAAAUGGCUUGGGAGCCCCAGCCCCAGCACCUGGCUUCCAGAUUCUGUUCCAUUUCCAGGCAAAGUUCCUUGCUGGGCCAUAUUGUCUGACCUUUUGUAUAAGGGGGAAGAAUCAGUCACCUUUGGGGGUUGUGAGAGGUGGUGACAACAUUGCUUAUAUCAAACGAGCGUUCCCUGGACAGAUGAACCCAACGUCUCCUUCCAUCCAUUUGGUCUCAUUUUUCUCAGCAUAAAUGUCCCCUGAGAUUCAGAGACUUCCAGAUAAAAGAAGGCCUUCCAGUUCUGGGAGAACAACCUUGGACCCUGGAGCUAUGCUCUGUUCAUCCACAAUCUCAUAUUCUGUCCAUAUCAAAUUCUUUUGCCAAUCAAUCAAUCUAUUAAUGACCAAGUCCUUUUUGAGUGUGUGCUGGUCUGUGGGGGGAGAUUUCUGCUCUGCAUGGGUCGGAUUUAUACUGAUGGCAAAAUGUUUAAUCGGGUUCAAGACCUCCAUGGACUUCAGAAGGGAAUCUGCUGGGAGAAACUGGAAACAGAGAAAUAUGAUUCACGAGAGAUGGGGGACAAGAGAGACAUAUUCAAGUCAUCAGCCCAGAAGUGAUAGUUGAACCCAGGGCAAUAGAGAGUAGUAAAGAGCCAAAAAUAGUCUCAGGGAAGAUGCAUGAGGCAAAAAGGACGGAACCGAAGGAGCCUUUGGGGAAGGAGAAGGGAACCAGCCAGUCAUCCCAAAUCAGCUUGUCCAUCUUUCCCAAGGCCAAAUAGUAUUCUGCUCCUCCAUUAUUUAAGAAGGUGGGACAGGUCAAGGAAAAAGGGCUCAGUCCAGGCCAUGAAGCCAAUCAUUAUAGAGCUUGAUCUUUGUUUGUAUGUUCCUUUUCAUCAUUGUUGUUUGGGGUCUACAUUGGGACUUCAUAAA
Messenger RNA from Sarcophilus harrisii (Tasmanian devil), 1532 nucleotides. RefSeq names its product interleukin 1 family member 10 (gene IL38). Gene Ontology annotation, molecular function: interleukin-1 receptor binding; cytokine activity. Lineage: Eukaryota; Metazoa; Chordata; Mammalia; Dasyuromorphia; Dasyuridae. The transcript is spliced from 5 exons. The record is from RefSeq and is a predicted model, not a curated record. Gene Ontology annotation, biological process: inflammatory response to antigenic stimulus; positive regulation of gene expression; cellular response to lipopolysaccharide. Bases 155 to 613 code for a protein of 152 amino acids.